Umbelopsis ramanniana AG is the source of this 1017-nucleotide messenger RNA. RefSeq lists its product as uncharacterized. Gene Ontology annotation, molecular function: ATP hydrolysis activity; ATP binding. Lineage: Eukaryota; Fungi; Mucoromycota; Umbelopsidomycetes; Umbelopsidales; Umbelopsidaceae. Gene Ontology annotation, cellular component: mitochondrial outer membrane. Bases 1 to 1017 code for a protein of 338 amino acids. The transcript has 6 exons. The record is from RefSeq and is a predicted model, not a curated record.
AUGAAAGCUCUCAAAGAUGUUUGUAAUGACUAUGAGCGCAAACUUCUCACCAAAAUAGUUGAUCCAGCGCGCGUAAAGACAACGUUUGAUGAUAUAUGCGCUCCAGCGGCGACCAUUGACACACUACAAACAUCUAUAAGCCUUCCAUUACUCCGACCAGAUAUCUUUUCUUAUGGUAUUCUCGGGCGUAACUUUACAUCAGGAAUGCUUCUCUUUGGUCCACCAGGCACGGGAAAGACCUUACUAGCCAAGGCUGUUGCUAAAGAAAGCGGUAGUCGUAUGAUUGAGAUCCAGGCCAGCGACAUUUACGAAAUGUACGUUGGUGAAGGUGAAAAGAACGUUAAGGCUGUAUUUUCACUUGCCAGAAAACUAGCACCUUGUGUUAUCUUCAUAGACGAAGUUGACAGUUUGCUGAACGCCCGUAGAUCGGACCUUGCUUCCAAUACUCACCGCGAAAUUGUCAACCAGUUUAUGGUAGAAUGGGAUGGCUUAUCUAGUAACAAUCACGGAGUCAUUCUUAUGGCGGCCACCAAUAGACCGUAUGAUUUGGAUGAUGCAGUCCUCCGACGGAUGCCACGAAGAAUAUUAGUCGAUCUACCCAACCAAGAGGAAAGGGCGAAGAUACUCACACUCCAUCUUCAGGGAGAAAAGGUGGAUCAAGGAGUGUCCAUUGAAAAGCUUGCAAAGGCGACCCCAUAUUACUCGGGUUCAGACAUAAAGAACCUUUGUAUUGCAGCCGCCCUCAACGCUGUUAAGGAGGACACUGGCAAAGACUUCUCAAAUAUAAAGGUGGUUGGUAAUGCUGUCCCUGCAGCGAAUGCGCCUAUUCGGGUCCUCAAAGAACACCAUUUUGACCAAGCGCGUUCGCAAAUCGCACCCAGUGCCUCUGAAGACAUGCACUCCUUGAUUCAAAUCCAUAAAUGGGAUGGACUGUACGGAGAUGGCAAGCACCGCAAGCGACACAAAGGCAUUGGCUUCAACGAUAUCGAACCAACAAAGAUUAGCGUUAAAGCAUAG